Molecule: messenger RNA, 432 nt
Organism: Dissoconium aciculare CBS 342.82
Lineage: Eukaryota; Fungi; Ascomycota; Dothideomycetes; Mycosphaerellales; Dissoconiaceae
Exons: 1
Coding region: 1-432 (143 amino acids)
Source: RefSeq, a predicted model, not a curated record
AUGGUGGGGAUCGUGAGGACAAUGCUGGUGCUGGUGGGUAUGGAAGGAAUGCUGGUGGCCGUAUCCAUUCCGACUGGUCACUCAAUUGUACAAGGCCGGGCGAUACAAGAAGAACCUCAGUUUAUCCACUUCCUCGUUGUCACUACGGGCGAAUACAGUUCUCGGUAUUCAGUGGGAUUGUUGACAUAUGAUCGUCGUGAAUGCGCCAGACCGAAGAGAGAGAACUUGCAUGUAUCCAGAUGCUGGUGUGUCCUGUAUGUGUGUACUGGAUGUGCAAGAGUGCGUAGUUGUGGCCGCAACACGCACGAGAAGUGUGCUCUCUCCAACGGUGACGCCCACGACGCCCACGACGACGACGACGACGAUGGCUUGACCAUCCGCGACAAUCUGAAAGGACCAUCUCCUUCAUCACACUGCUGUAUCGCUGUAUGA